Melampsora larici-populina 98AG31 is the source of this 822-nucleotide messenger RNA. RefSeq lists its product as uncharacterized. The record is from RefSeq and is a predicted model, not a curated record. Lineage: Eukaryota; Fungi; Basidiomycota; Pucciniomycetes; Pucciniales; Melampsoraceae. Bases 1 to 822 code for a protein of 273 amino acids. The transcript is spliced from 4 exons.
AUGCAUAUCAACUACGGUUUUGUUGCUACUUCUAUGGCCCUUUUGUUUGUCCUUGAUAUUACCAACACCAACUCGGUCUCUGCAGCGCCUGGAGCCGAUUUGACUCGCUUGAUCAGAAUCAUCCGUCGUCGAUCUUUGGAUGCUGGGUCUACCAGUGCCAAUGAAGAAUCUUCUCAGGGUGAACCAACUGGAAUAAGUCCUACUCGUCAAUCGGGCGUUCCUCAAUUAGGACUCUCUUCUGCUAUGAUGCAACGAGUCUCAGCUGGUCUUGUCAGCUCAAUUGCCAAGUUUUCAGCUGAUAUGCAGGCAGGAGUCGAAUUUCCAACUCAAGCAGAAAUGACAAAAGCAGUCGAUGAAGCACUUGAAAAUUCAGAUGACAGAUAUUUUUUCAAAGUCGCCCAAGCUAUCAAGAACUCAAUUGACGCUCUUGCUGAUCGUAAACUUGCUGAAGGUGAAACCGGUGAGAGUCGCGUGUCAAAGGCUCCUAAAUCCGACUUGAACAAGCUAUCUUUUCCAAGAUCUUCCGAACAAAUUGCAACUGCCUUAUUAGAGACUAUUCACAUGUUCUGUGAACAAAGAGCUGCGGGUGGUCGAUUACCAAAUGCAUCUGAAGUGAAUCGAGCAUUAACUCCAGCUUUACAAGACAUUGACUUUGUCAAUUUUAACAAAGUGAAUGUUAAGAAAGGUGCAGAGGCUGUCAAGUUUGGUUUAGAUCAUAUGAGUGGUCCUAAUAAAGUAUCUGAAGUUCAAGCACGUGGGGUUUCAACUGUUUCUAUUCCUACUAUGACUAGUCCUAUUUCGGGUCAGAAACCAGCUGAAUGA